Syngnathoides biaculeatus (alligator pipefish) is the source of this 3097-nucleotide messenger RNA. Its product is annotated as transcription factor MafG. Gene Ontology annotation, molecular function: RNA polymerase II cis-regulatory region sequence-specific DNA binding; DNA-binding transcription factor activity, RNA polymerase II-specific. Gene Ontology annotation, biological process: regulation of epidermal cell differentiation; regulation of transcription by RNA polymerase II. The record is from RefSeq and is a predicted model, not a curated record. Gene Ontology annotation, cellular component: nucleus. The transcript is spliced from 3 exons. Bases 209 to 700 code for a protein of 163 amino acids. NCBI's taxonomy places the organism in Eukaryota, Metazoa, Chordata, Actinopteri, Syngnathiformes, Syngnathidae.
UAGAAGGCGGGGGUGGGGAGUUGUUUGACACUUUGACGCGCGGCGGGGGUCGUGGAAUGUCCAAAGUGUUCGGCUAGCAUCAACUCAUGCGAACCUGCUGCUGCUGCUGCUUCAUCACCUCGCCGUCAAAGCGGGAGCGGUCGAAGCGGAACAUUCCCAAAGCGGAGCCAGACGAGCCAGCAACACAGGUGGACGUGAUUCUCGGGGUAUGACGACUCCAAACAAGGGAAGCAAGGCCCUAAAGGUGAAGCGGGAGCCGGGAGAAAAUGGCACCAGCCUGACGGACGACGAGCUGGUGAGCAUGUCGGUGCGCGAGCUGAACCAGCACCUACGAGGCCUGACCAAGGAGGAGAUCCUGCAGCUGAAGCAGCGGCGGCGCACGCUAAAGAACCGGGGCUACGCCGCCAGCUGCCGGGUGAAGCGUGUCACGCAGAAAGAGGAGCUGGAGAAGCAGAAAGCUCAGCUGCAGCAGGAAGUUGACAAGCUGGCCACGGAGAACGCCAGCAUGAAGGUAGAGCUGGACGCGCUGCGCUCCAAGUACGAGGCGCUGCAGAGCUUCGCCAGGACUGUGGCGCGCAAUCCCGUCGCCUCGGCCCGCGGGCCCGUGGCGUCGGUCAUCGGGCCCUUCAUCCCCGGUAAAGUGGCCGCCACCAGCGUCAUCACCAUCGUCAAAUCCAAAACGGAGGCGAGGUCCAAGUAGCGGGAAAGACCCCCAAAAAAUAGUCAGUGCGUUGUAACACGGCAUUCCAAUGGCAAUAUUCUUUUCGACAACCGGUGCAGCUAUCGUGGAGGUUUGCGAAGACCCGAUCGCUAUUUUUGUCUCUUAGCACUUCACAGCCAGUACAAUCCUCUCCUGAUCAUUUUGAAAGGUUUACAUGAAGCAUUCAAGCCGCUGCGAUGAUCAUGCACUGACUGCCUCGAGUAGAUUAAAAGGCAGAUUCUGCUUUUCUGUUCACUAUUUCAAACAGUUCCCAGGUGUCUUAACAACAGGUCUGUGACAUGCUCGAGUCGAAAUACCCCAAGGAUGACGAAUCAUAGCACAUAUUUCUGAAAAUAGCCUGUAAAGAGCCGGCGACUGCAUACCCGGGCCCCGAUCGCCGACAGAACCGAGGGCAAAGUCCAGCUCGUAACGACAACGAGAGCAGCAGUUCACGUGAUAGGCUGCAUCCGCUUAGCAGUUUGUUGCGCCCGGUCCGACUGAUCGAUCGAGUAGGUACUGAUUACUGGAGGCUAACGAUUGUGCGCCCAUCUGUUCGCCUUUUCGGACGUGGCUUGAAAAUGGCGGAUCUUCUCCCGGCCGAGCUUUCAAGUCAUGGGUGGAGAAACUUGUGGGUGAUUUAUUUUGUUUCUUUGAUUUACUGUAAAAUAGCAACUAUUACAUCACAGCGGGGUGGAAAUUGAGAUCAGCUCGCUCGGGCACGCAAAAAAAGGCACUUGGUUAAAUUUGACCUUUGGAUGGGUAAGAACUCUCUUUGUUAGAAAGUCAAUUUUCUGUAAUAUGUCCCCCUUUUGAAAAGACACAACUCAAAAACCGCAAGUGUGAAUUAUUGCGCCUCAAAUUUUCGGAUUCUUUUCCGCUCCUCGCCCCGCGACAGCAUUGAACUGAACCAGUCAUGGCCGAGACGACCGGUAGAUGCAAUAAUACGUGUAUGCACUGAAAAUACAACGAAAAGAGGAAAAAAGAUGCAAACUUUGAAUGUUCUUAAACGUUUAAUCUACUAGAGAAUAUAUGGUAGAGUUGUGGUUGUUUUUGUUUACAGGGCCAUCAGAUGCGUGUGGGUUUUUUUUUUGUUCUUGAAAGAAAUCUCACACAAGCUUUACUAUUUUAAUGGUUAAGAUGUGGAUAUUCUUUUGUCUUAAUGUGACUUUCAGUAUGGGUGGGAGAAAUCCUAAAACUCCCAAAGCACCAAAAUCAUUGAAACCACGAAUCUUUCGCCCAGUCGAGCUCGUGCACCCACGUCAUCAAAUCACGUGAUUUUGUUUACCUCGCCAUAUUGCAGGUCAAGCUAAGCAUUGCUCAAUGCUAAGUCGGUCGGAGAUGACACGGAAAUAUGUCUUGUAGCACGACGCCCAGACUCUUGCCCGAUACCGUCAGACAUUUAGAAGACAAUAAAUGACGGUACGUGGAAAAAUUAGAUGAACUCGGCAUAGAGGACCCGUAUUUCAUGCCGAAGUCGAUGUUUUCGGCGAUAAGAAAUUGGACUGUUUAUUCGCUUCCGCUUGUCUUGGACAACCGGAUCUACACGUGGAUCCGGUGAGUAAGUCGUCGAGAUUUACACGGAAAACUUUGAAAGCGUAGAAAAGUCUGGACGCAUACGAAUACUUUGUUGCUGGAUCUGUCGUCAUCAGGAAUAAAUCCCACAUAGUGACGCUUUUGACGGCUACUGAAAACGGAAGCGUGUUCGGCUACACGUUAACCUGUGCUGGAAUCCAUCGAUUUUUUUUUUUUUUUUUUUCUGCGAGUAUUCGAUACAGAUAGCAAUAUUUAAAUAAAUGACCCCGGUAUUACACAAAGUCACAAAAAAAGAGGACGAAGUCGUCUCCACGGGACGUACACGGAAGCGAUUGCGGCCACACGUUAACCUCUGUAAACCUCUGCGACAGUUUUUUUUUUAAAUAUGCAUUGUCCUCAAAUGAGCCAACUUGCCGUUAUAAAUACUUUUUGGUAAUUUGCGAUUGAGAAGAAUAAUUCCUACCUGAAAUGAAGCGAUCGCUACACAGGCGUGUGCGUAUUUUGGUUGGGCACCAUCCAUCACGUUUAAUUGCCAAAAUCCGAUCAAUAUUUUCUGGUCUUUUCAGCUGGUAUUCCAAAAAAUGAUCUAUUUGAAAAUCUCUCUCGUCUGUUGUGACAACCAACAGCACAACAGGUCUCGGGUAUUGUAAAUAUCCUCCUCCGGUUUAACGUCGCCCACAAUGUCGAGCAGCUCUGUUUGACCGGCAAUAUGGCGCCGUGAAAACGGUGACGUCACGUGCACGAGCUCGAUAGCUCAGUUGCCCAAGUUGUCAAACACCCAAAAAAAAAUAAAUAAAAAAAAAAUGGAGACAAAUUUGAACAGUUGCCUCGAGUUAAUCUUUGGACUUCCGAGACCUUGGUGAC